UUCUAUUUAAUUUGUAGUAUGAAAAGGAACAAGCACUACACUCUUCAUGAUGCACUGGAGGCCAUCAUGGGAGAUGAUAGUGAGUUUGAGGGAUGUGACGAUAGCUCAGAUGAAGACCCUGAUGACCCUCUUUACAAUCCCAAUAGUCAAGACAGGGAGAGUGACGAGUCAAGUGAGUGUGGUGAUUCAGACAGUAGUGAAUCAAGUACAUCAGAUGAUGUACCACAACCAAACGUGAAUUCAGGGCAGCAAAAUACAUCCGUCCUAGGUAAAAAACAAGAAACUGUCCAAGGGAAAACACAAUUGUCGUGGAGGAACAAACCUUUUGAAGCCCCUGAGUGUACAUUCAAAGGACCACAUGUAACACCUCCAGACAAUCUUCUUAGUCCUCUGGAGUACUUCAGAAAGUUCAUAACACCAGAAAUGCUUGAGUUACUAAAGGAACAAACAAAUUUGUACAGUGUACAAAAAUCUGCACAUCACAACAAUGUUAACACCACUGUAAAAGAACUAGAAAUACUGAUUGGCGUCUACCUGCGCAUGGGUCUUUGCCAACUGUCGGGAAAUCGUGCAUACUGGGAAAAUGACACAAGGUGUCCCAUGGUGGCUGACGUCAUGUCACGUAAUCGUUUUCAGAACCUGCUGGCAACUCUGCAUUUCAUUGACAACACUGAUGUAUCAAACAGGCAAGCUGAAGAUAAGUGUUGGAAGAUCCGGCCAUGGCUGGAUAUGUUUCGUAAACAAUGCCUGGAUAUCACCCCGGAAGAGCACAACUCUAUCGAUGAACAAAUGGUGUCCUUCAGAGGGACACACAGCCCAAUAAGACAGUAUGUUAAGGGCAAGCCCCACCCUUGGGGUUUGAAAAUUUGGAGCCGCUGUUCUGCCUCAGGAAUCCUCUGUGAUUUUGCAGUCUAUGAAGGUGGCACCAGUAAAAAAUCUUCACUUGGCAUGGGAGGUGAUGUUGUCGUCAAGCUUUGUGAAACUCUCCCAUCAGACCACAACUACAAAGUAUUUGCCGACAAUCUUUUCUCUUCAGCACCACUGGUGCUCAACCUUCUUCAACGAAAGAUCUACUUUGUAGGAACUCUGCGCGCCAAUCGCUUGGCCGCGUGUCAGCUUGAAGACGAGAAAAGUCUUGCCAAGAGAGGCAGAGGAUCUGUUGAUUCCAGGGUGGAAAAAGAAGAAAGCAUGGUCAUUGUCAAGUGGUAUGACAAUAAAUCUGUUAUACUGAUCUCAUCAUAUUGUGGAGUUGAGCCUCAAGACAAUGCUCAACGCUGGAGCAAAGCAGACAAGGCCUUUGUGGAGGUCAGCAGACCACACAUUGUGAAACAAUACAAUACAUUCAUGGGCGGGGUGGACCUCCUUGAUGCAUGCAUUGCAAGGUGCAAGUACCACAUGAGGUCACGGAGGUGGUACAUCUACUUGUUCUGGCACACCAUCAUGUUAGGUCUGGUUAAUGCAUGGUUGAUCUACCGCCGUGACUGCAAACUACUUGGUGUGCAAAACACACUGAAACAAAGGAGGUUCCAGGCAGAGGUUGCCACUAGCCUCAUUCUUUGGCAGGCACAAAGAGGCCGCCCAUCACUCAGUGCCACAUCUCCACCACCACCACUGCCCAAGAGGAUUCGUGUUGGAGUUCCAGAUGAUGUUCGCACUGACCAAGUCGCACAUUGGCCUGUGAAACAUGACAAACGUGGCCGCUGCAAACUCUGCAAAAUCAAUGCAACCACCACUCUGUGUGAGAAAUGUGAUGUGCGUCUUUGCUUCACUGAGGAACGAAACUGUUUCAAGUUAUACCAUCUGGCCUAGGCUAAAUGGCUAAAGAUAGUUUACAGACCUAAGUACUGAGAAAAUGUUCCAGACAUGGUGCUGAUUAUACGACAGUUUAAUUUCUCUUCAGCAUUUAAGUUUCUUUUGCACAAUUUAUGUUUUAGGUCUGUUGUUCAGU
Molecule: messenger RNA, 1948 nt
Organism: Larimichthys crocea (large yellow croaker)
Lineage: Eukaryota; Metazoa; Chordata; Actinopteri; Sciaenidae
Product: piggyBac transposable element-derived protein 2-like
Exons: 1
Coding region: 19-1809 (596 amino acids)
Source: RefSeq, a predicted model, not a curated record